Brassica napus (rape) is the source of this 2391-nucleotide messenger RNA. Its product is annotated as TIR-only protein-like. Lineage: Eukaryota; Viridiplantae; Streptophyta; Magnoliopsida; Brassicales; Brassicaceae. The coding region runs from base 1768 to 2391 and encodes 207 amino acids. The transcript has 2 exons. The record is from RefSeq and is a predicted model, not a curated record. Gene Ontology annotation, biological process: signal transduction.
GUGAGAGUGUGUGAGUCGUGACGGUAUGGGUUGUGUACGCUGAAAACACAAGCUUGCAAAAACAAAAAUACCAAACCUUUUUAAAAAAAAUUAAGAAUUAACUAUUGCAUUAUACGUUAUUGAUACUUAUUAACUAAAGAUUUAGUUUAUGUUGUUUCGUGGCUUGAAAUAAGUAUAAUCAUGAUCUAAUCUAAACUGUAUUAAAUCAUCGAUUUCUCAUCUAUUUCAUAUUCAUAAUUUUCAUAUUUUUACAUAUUAAAAUAUAUAAAGUUUUGAUUAGAAAUAUAUUAUUUUGUAUUUAAUUUGUUUUAGUAAUACUAAAUUAAUACUUGUUCAAUAAACUUAAUUUUAUUUCUUAAUUUUUACAAUUUAUUAUCAUUAACUAAUAUAAAUUAUAGAAAACAUAAAUUUUUUUUUUUCGAAUUUUUGUUUUCAAAACAUUUACUUUUAGAAAAAAGAAGAAUAUGAUUGAGUUAAAUAUAUCAGUUUUAAUUGUAGCAAAUAAUAUAUCAACCCAUGUGUACUAAAUGCGUUAAAUUUUUUUUUUUUGGUGUAAUAAAUGCGUUAAAGUUAUUUAUUAAUAUCGUAUGGAAAGAGUUGAACUCUUAGACUUGAAGUAUGUCAUCUAGUCUUUCUACUCGUGGAAGAGGAAAUAAAAUUUCAAGCACAUUGGAAGCUUCUUUGACGGGAAAUAGUCAAACCUUUUCUUAUUCCUCAUUCUUCUUAUAACUUACGUAGAAUCGUUGUUUAUUAAAUUUAUUAAUUUACACAAAUAAAAAUAUCAAAGUAAUCGACUCAAGAUAAUACCUACUUGUCCACAUAUGUAGACUUAUAGACUAUUUAGUUAGUACUCUACAAAAUAUAUUAUAUAUACACAACACUUUUAUAAUUUUGAAAUGUAUAAACUCUUUUGCAGAUACUAACAUUUUACAUACUUUUAUUAUUUUAUUUUUAAAAUCAAGCCAUCUAAGUGAUGUACAGAACCUCAUCAUUUAAAAUGACUAAUAAGAAUUUUAUUUUAACAAAAAGAUAAAAGCUUAUUUAACUACCAUUUUAACUAUAUUUUAAUGUAUGCGAAAUUGUUAUUGUGUAUUGGGUCUUAUAUAUUUUAUGAUAUAUUUUCUUUCAAAGCUAAUUAUAGUAGCUAGAGAGCAGAUAUAUAUUUUUGCUAACUGGUUAAUAUUAUUAAAAAUGAUCGAAGAUUUACAAAAGUUUAAUAUCAUUACUAGAGAGCAAAUAUAUGAUACAAUAUAUUAUAAAUAAUAAAAUUUUCCCAGAACUAGUUUUCUUGACGCGGACAACCUCUAGUAAAAUAUUCAUCUUGCAUUGUUCAAAUUCUACCACUUCUCUUUUGUCUUCUUCUCGCCGAUUCAAGCCCAUUAGAUCACGACAAUGGUACUUCAAACCGUAUGUUUUUUUUUUGACAAAAGGGUUUCCUAUUAAAAAGGACAAACAUACAAGCUAUGACAAUGAAGUCAUGCAGUUUUGAAAGACAGAUAGAGAAUCAAGCAAAAUCUGUUCUGGAAUAUGAGAAGCCAAUAUAUAUCUAGGGUAAAUGUAAAAAUACAGAAGAAAUAAAUGAUCAAUAACUCUACUAGUUGAAGAGACUAUGACCACUACGUCCUCUUUUACCACAGUUUCUAGGGUUUAAAACCUUUUAUAUAUAGACAAAUACGUACAUACAUAGUUACACAAACACACACCAUAAAGCCUCAUUUAAUUUAAUCAUUCCAACAAUCCUAUCUUAUUUCAUCACCAAACAAAGCCAUGAUCUCUAGGCUUUUUGACUUCAUGAAACAAUCCAAGUCCAUUCAGCUAAAUAACAAACAUUCUCUCGAUAUAUACACAAAUACAUACACAUACCAUAAAGCGUCUUCAUCAUCAUCAACCCCCAAAGCUUUGUGUGAUGUUUUCAUCAACCAUAGAGGAACUGACACAAAGAAAACCCUUGCAACAUUGCUUUACGACAAUCUCAAAGCCCGUAACUUACGUCCAUUCUUGGAUUACAAGACCUUGAAACCCGGAGAUCAUAUUUUUGAUCAUAUCAACGGUGCAAUUCACACUUCUAAAGUCGCAGUGACCGUGUUUUCUCCCAACUAUGGCCAUUCUUAUUCAUGUUUGCACGAGCUUGCGCUUAUAAUGGAGUCCAAGAAAAGGAUCAUACCAAUAUUUUUCGACAUCAAACCUUCACAACUCGAUGUUGUGAUCGAAAGGGUAAGAUGUCCUGAUGAUGAAAUCCAACGGUUUAGAUGGGCUCUUCAAGAAGCUAGAGAUAUCGUCGGACUUAUGUUCGAUUCCGAUAAAGGGAAUUUAUCGGAGGUUGUUACAAGUGCAUCGGAUAUUAUUGUUCAGAGGUUGGUGGAGUUAGAGGCUGAAGAUGAAAGUGUCUAG